This is a messenger RNA of Sordaria macrospora k-hell, 486 nucleotides long. RefSeq lists its product as uncharacterized. The record is from RefSeq and is a predicted model, not a curated record. Lineage: Eukaryota; Fungi; Ascomycota; Sordariomycetes; Sordariales; Sordariaceae.
AUGGAGAGAUAUCUUGAGGACUACGAGUCCGGGGUCGGACGCGGACGCAUCACCCACCCGACGCCCUAUCUAUUCGAAUACAUCGACAAGAUCUUCGAAAUCGACAACCGGGUAAGGCUGCUGCUUUCCGCAAGCUCGCAGAUGGAGAAGACAACGCCGACAGGAGCCUCCCCCGACGAAGCCGAGGCAUAUAUGAAGCGAUUCGAGAUUUCGGUUCUCAAAGAAAUCAUGUUCUUCAAAGAAGGCAUGAUGAAUGACGACCGCAGGUUCCGGACCGCUCUUCUCAGGAUCAGAUCCCAGCCGGCAACCGAAGCGGGGAUGCUUCAAAGCCUCGAGAAUUUGGAGAUGUUUUGGAAUGAAGCGGUAGACAAAGCUUCGGCCGCCAAGGAGACGGCUAUGGAGAGGGUGAAGGAGUAUAAGCAACUUUACCCUGAGACCUUGUUCGGAAAAUGGCCUCCUGGUUUCUGGGCCGGGGAGGCGGGUUAG